Molecule: messenger RNA, 1622 nt
Organism: Engraulis encrasicolus (European anchovy)
Lineage: Eukaryota; Metazoa; Chordata; Actinopteri; Clupeiformes; Engraulidae
Gene: rbm41
Product: RNA binding motif protein 41
Exons: 7
Coding region: 67-1473 (468 amino acids)
Biological process (GO): mRNA splicing, via spliceosome
Cellular component (GO): U12-type spliceosomal complex
Molecular function (GO): U12 snRNA binding; pre-mRNA intronic binding
Source: RefSeq, a predicted model, not a curated record
AAGUCGAACCUCCCAGAAUCCUCUGCGUCAGGAAGUGCGUUUGUUUUGGUCUGGAGGCGCAGAAACAUGAAGCGGAUAACCCGCCGUGACUGCAGUGAUGCCCCUGUCCCUGAGGAGCAAGAGACGGAGGGCCAGAGGCAGCUGCACAGCCUCCUCCUUCAGCAGCUCGACACGGGCGUUGACAUCGAUCGCUGUUUUGCCAAGAGACAAUGCUUUGCUCCCGCCGCCUACUACAAACCCUUUGGCGAGCAGGCAGCGGGGGUGAAGAGCCUGUCACAGUUCCAGGCACUGCAGAGCAAAGAGAUGGAGCUGGCCGGCAUGAGAGAACAGGGACUCACUGACAGGGAGAUUCAGUUGUGGAAAAGCAAGGACAAAACCGAGACUGCCUCUGCAGCACCUGAGACGGCUCGGGGAGUGUGUAUGGACCCGGAGGUGAGGAGUCAGCGACUCCAGGUCAUCCAGGACAAGAUAGAGGCCCGCAACCGCCUGCUGGCCCAGCCCCAGCGCCUGUCCGCCAGCCGGCCGCUCUCCAGGCGGGAGAUGGAGAUCGAGAAGGCCCUGUUCCAAGGCACUGACCGCCAGGGGUUCCUCUCUGCCCUCUACCAUCAAGAAGAGGAGCCUGGCUCUGAGCAGUCUGGGUCUGCAGCACCUGACAGCAUGCACAUGCUAUACAAGGACUUCCUGAAAGAGGCAGAUAGAGACGAACCAGCUAAAGCAGACAGUCCCACAGAGUCCACACCCGUCAUUGACCAAGAACACUCCUCCACUGACACCCACACCAGGACGCAAUCCAGCUCCUCUGUGGUAGUGACUGACAGAUGUUUAGGCCAAUCAACAUCAUCAAGUCAGGACAAUGCAGCCAGUCAUCCUCCACUCAGGACUGAGGACAACAACAGCCAAAAAAUGACUCCGGUUUCGGUUGUAAACAAGAAGAUGGAUGUGAGCCAGUUGAUUGGUGCUUUGCGCCCUCAGCAACUCAGCGCUGGGUCACGGCCCAUGGGGCCCAUGACUGUUACGGGACAAGUGGAGCUCGUUCCAGAGGAGGACAUACUGCAGAACAAGGAGACGGAGGAGAAGAUCAGAAGCAUCCCUCGCUUCCAGAAUUACCAGUCCGGACAGCCGUCUAAUGUGCUGUGUGUGAAGAACCUGAGCCCGCGUGCCACCGUGGCUCAGCUGGUGUCCCUGUUCUCCCGGUUCCAGCAGUCCGAGAGGCCGCCCAUCCUCUACCGCCUCCUCACCGGCAGGCUCAAGGGUCAGGCCUUCAUCACGCUGGCAGAUACAGAAAGUGCAAAAGCAGCUUUGGAACUCUUGCAUGGCUAUCGCCUACUGGACAAACCGCUGGUGAUUGAGUUUGGCAGAGAGAAGAGGGAUCAAGAGAACACAAGCAUGCAACAAGCUGAAGGGCACAGUAAGCAGGUCACGAUAAACAACUUUGACAAGAAAGAAAUUAUCCAGCCAAAUGCUCCUGUAUGACUGGCAGUAAAUACAGCUGAAGAAUGGAUGAUUCAAGCAGCCGUUUACAUAGUGAACAAACUUCUGUGUUUCAGUUUAUUAUUAUUUUUAUGUAUAAAUUGUAUAUAAUAUUGUAUGUAAAAGUGUUUAAUGUAAAUAAAUUAUAAUGU